AUGCACGUCUCAGUCACUACUCUCGCCAUCCUGGCUUCGGCUGCCUCGGCGGCCUACGUUCUAGAAGAUGACUAUUCUGCCUCAGCCUUUGCAAGCAUGUUUGAUUUCUUUACGGACAAUGAUCCGACAAACGGCUAUGUAAACUACAUUUCCUACGAUGAAGCAGAGAGCUCUGGCCUCUACAAAAUCGACAACGGAACCGUCUACAUGGGCGUCGAUUCCACCAACGUUGCCUCUGGCCGGGGUCGCGACAGCCUGCGACUGAGCACCAAGAAAUCGUACAACCACGGCCUCAUUAUCCUCGAUCUUGCACACAUGCCCGCCGGCGCGUGUGGCACAUGGCCCGCGUUUUGGAUGCUGGGCCCGAACUGGCCGAACAAUGGAGAGGUUGACAUCAUCGAAGGAGUCAACAGUCAACCUUCGAACAACAUGGCCAUGCACACGAAUGCAGGAUGCACGAUAACAAGCACUGGCGCUUUCUCUGGCACGCUCGAGACCGAUGACUGCGAUACCACUGCUCCUGAUCAGCCCAGCAACGCCGGUUGUUCCAUGCGCAGUCAAGACACAACCAGCUUCGGCAACGGCUUCAACUCGAACGGCGGUGGCGUCUACGCGACCGAAUGGACGAGCGAAGAGAUCAGCAUCUGGUUCUUCCCCAGGAAUGCCAUCCCCGCCGACAUCUCGAGCGGCAACCCGGAUCCAUCAAACUGGGGUCUUCCGCAAGGACAAUUCACUGGUGGUUGCGACAUUGACGAGAAGGUCAAGGAUCAACAGUUGGUCUUUGACGUUACCUUCUGCGGCGACUGGGCGGGUCAGGUCUGGUCCACCGACGCCACUUGCUCGCCCUUAGCAUCCACCUGCCAGGACUUCGUGCAAAACAACCCUUCAGCGUUUCAGGAUAUGUACUGGCUCAUCAACAGCUUGCGAGUAUAUUCCGAAAACGGCGCAGCCCCAACGUCCACAUCGACUACCACCGCUACAGCUACGUCAGCCACUCCCACUGGAUCUGCAACAACUUUCUUCACCUUCACUUCCUCCAGCGUGACAGCGGUUUCGACACAAAGCGUGGCAGCGACCAGCGCUCCGGCCGAGACUAGUCCAAGCUUUACCCCUGCGGCUACCCAGACUGCUCUGCCAACCACUUUCACCACCGCCGCUCCGUGGCCUUCAUCAUCAGCCUGGAACGGCGCGCCUUGGAAUACCGCCGCCCCCGGUAACGGUGGAUGGAACAAUGGAAACUGGGGAUCAAACGGUGGCGGGUCCAACAACUGGGGCGACUGGAGCAACGGAAACAACGCCGCCGGCCGGGGAAACCGCGGCGGCAACCCCUGGAGGGGAUGA
Molecule: messenger RNA, 1341 nt
Organism: Fonsecaea erecta
Lineage: Eukaryota; Fungi; Ascomycota; Eurotiomycetes; Chaetothyriales; Herpotrichiellaceae
Exons: 2
Coding region: 1-1341 (446 amino acids)
Biological process (GO): glucan catabolic process
Molecular function (GO): hydrolase activity, hydrolyzing O-glycosyl compounds
Source: RefSeq, a predicted model, not a curated record